Messenger RNA from Sebastes umbrosus (honeycomb rockfish), 6982 nucleotides. Its product is annotated as metabotropic glutamate receptor 4-like. Gene Ontology annotation, cellular component: membrane. Gene Ontology annotation, molecular function: adenylate cyclase inhibiting G protein-coupled glutamate receptor activity. NCBI's taxonomy places the organism in Eukaryota, Metazoa, Chordata, Actinopteri, Perciformes, Sebastidae. Gene Ontology annotation, biological process: regulation of synaptic transmission, glutamatergic; G protein-coupled glutamate receptor signaling pathway. The coding region runs from base 1396 to 4128 and encodes 910 amino acids. The transcript has 12 exons. The record is from RefSeq and is a predicted model, not a curated record.
CUCAAAUGCACACACACACACACACACAGGACCGCUGUACCGAUGCAAACCCAGAAGCACACACCUAAAAAAAAAUUCUCCAGGCUGUGAUCUGUGCAACAUCUCAGAUGAAACAACCAGCUUCCUUCACAUGUCUAAAGCUUCUCCAUCCAAAAAAAAACUCCCUGAAAUCUCCCGUCUCUCACAUCAAUCCACGUUUUUACAACCACAUGAAGGCUGACUUUAAACAAAAAAAAAAACUCCAUCUUUUUUUUUGGGGCUCUAAUUCCCAAUUAAAGAUAGCCUCGACCUCGUGGUUCAAGCAUCAAUUUUGCGCAGUCAGUUCCUGCAAACCCCUUUUCUAUCUUCUUCUUGUUGUGGUUGUUGUUGUAGUGGAGGAAUGUGUUUUAUACCAAAAAACAAAUAAAGGAGAGAUAGUUGAAUCUGUGCGCGGUGGGAGGGGAAGGGUUGUGCUGUGAAAGCAGCAGGAGAAGAAGAAGAAGAAGAAGAAGAAGAAGAGGAGGGAAAAAAAGUGUGAAAUCUCUGCAACCCCUGGAGUCUCAUUCAGCACCACUCGCUACUGGACAGCGACUGAGCAGCAGCAGCAGCAGCAGCAGCAGGAGGAGCAGCAGGAGGAGUUGAUCGAGAGAAAACAGGAGAUUUGUUCAAAACCUUCGAGUCUGGGAGUAACAACACCGCAACUAACAACACUUACUGAUUCCUACCUGCGUUUUCCACUCCUUCACUUCUUUUUUCCUUUAAAUCUCAUCCGUGUGGCGAGAAAACGAGGAGGAGAGCUUUGCUGACUGACUGACUGACUGACUGACUGACUGGAGCCAAACAAAGACGCAGGAAGAAAAAAGAAGAAAACUGGACCUCAUCAGAGAUAGAUAGCAGAAGUUCAUUUUCUCCACUUUAUAGGCUCACUUGCACCAGGAGGAUUUCAAAAGGAGCCCUGCUGUGGAACCCGCCGGGUCGCCUCAUGACUGAAGGACCUAGAGGAGCGCCGAAUGCACCCGAGUGAUCCUGGAGAAGCAGAGAAGAGAGGCUAACUCUCCACCUUUGUUCUCGCCUUGCGAGAACGCUCCUCUCUGUGGACUCCCGUCUCGGCUCACCCCUGCGCUGUUUAGUUACCGCGCGUAUAGCUGCCACUCUCAGGUGCAGGAAAAACGAGUGAAACACAAGGAGCAGAGAAGAAAGAGAUAAAGAGAGAGCGAGGCUGCAUAAUUAGUAUUACCGCGUUUGUGUCAGAGCUAGAAACCAUGAGAAGAGGCUUCUGAAGACGACUGUGCUCUGAAAAACACUGCGGCUAACCUUCAGGACAUUUGUGUAUGUGUGUGUGUGUGUGGGUAUAUGUGUGUCUUUCAUUUUCAAAGGACUUGAAUUUGUGUUUGGAUGCGGAUUUAGCCUUUCAUUAUGACUCUGCGAGGAGGCUUUGAGAGAGGCUGCAACAGAGGUGUCUGCUUCUGGCUGCUGCUGCUGGCUUGUUAUUCCUCCAUCGCCUUGGCAGCCAAACCCAAAAUGCCGGGCCACACGCACCUAAAUUCAAUACGCAUUGAUGGGGACAUAUCUCUGGGCGGGCUGUUCCCAGUGCACGCGAGGGGAAACGACGGCAAAGCCUGCGGCGAGCUGAAGAAGGAGAAAGGGAUCCACAGGCUGGAGGCCAUGUUGUUCGCCCUGGAUCGUAUCAAUAAUGACAAUGAGCUGCUGCCUAAUAUCACCCUGGGGGCUCGCAUUCUGGACACCUGCUCCCGGGACACCCAUGCUCUGGAGCAGUCGCUGACGUUCGUCCAGGCAUUGAUUGAGAAGGACUCAACCGAUGUCAAGUGUCUCAGCGGAGGGCCGCCCAUCAUCACUAAGCCGGAGAGAGUGGUGGGAGUGAUUGGUGCGUCUGCCAGCUCCGUGUCAAUCAUGGUAGCCAACAUUUUGCGACUAUUCAAGAUCCCUCAAGUGAGCUACGCUUCCACGGCUCCGGAGCUGAGCGAUAACACCCGCUACGACUUCUUCUCACGGGUCGUGCCCCCAGACACCUACCAGGCCCAGGCCAUGGUGGACAUCGUCAAAGCAAUGCGCUGGAACUAUGUCUCCACUGUAGCUUCUGAGGGAAACUAUGGAGAAAGUGGCGUUGAUGCGUUCAUUCAAAAGUCUCGAGAGGACGGUGGUCUGUGCAUUUCCCAGUCGGUGAAAAUACCCCGUGAACCAAAAACUGGAGAGUUUGACAAGAUCAUCCGCCGGCUGAGUGAGAACCCUAACGCCCGAGUAGUCAUCAUCUUUGCCAACGAGGAUGACAUCAGGCGGCUUCUUCUAGCAGCUAAGAAGGCCAAUCAAACCGGCCACUUCAUCUGGGUAGGCUCAGACAGCUGGGGCUCCAAAAUCUCCCCAAUACUGAACCAGGAAGAAAUGGCAGAAGGUGCCGUUACCAUCCUACCCAAACGACAAUCCAUUAAAGGUUUUGAUCGCUACUUCAUCAGCCGAACGCUAGAGAACAACAGAAGGAAUAUCUGGUUCGCAGAAUUCUGGGAGAAUAACUUCCAAUGCAAGCUUAGUCGGCACGCUGUGAAGAAAGGAUCCGGCAUCAAGAAAUGCACAAACCAUGAGCGGAUCGGGAAAGACUCAUCCUACGAGCAAGAGGGGAAGGUUCAGUUUGUGAUCGAUGCCAUUUAUGCCAUGGCUCAUGCUCUACAUAACAUGCACAGAGAUCUCUGCCCCGGAAAAGUUGGCCUCUGCCCCAAGAUGGAGAGCAUCAACGGCACACUGCUGCUCAAGUACAUCCGCAAUGUCAACUUCACAGGAAUUGCUGGCACCCCGGUGGUCUUCAACGUGAAUGGAGAUGCUCCUGGUCGCUAUGAAAUCUACCAAUACCAGAUCACAAACAACACCACGGAAUACAAGAUCAUUGGUCACUGGACAGAUCAGCUCCACUUAGACACAAACGAAAUGCAGUGGCCUGGUGCAUCACAAGAAGUCCCUUCCUCUAUAUGCAGCCAGCCCUGCCGCCCCGGGCAGCGCAAGAAGACAGUUAAGGGAAUUCCCUGUUGUUGGCACUGCGAGAAUUGCGACGGCUACCAGUAUCAGGCAGACACUUACACCUGCAAGAUGUGCCGCUUUGAUUUGCGGCCUAACGCCAACCACACUGGCUGCGAUUCCAUUCCCAUUGUCAAGCUGGAGUGGAGCUCCCCGUGGGCAGUCAUCCCCGUCCUUCUCUCCGUCCUGGGCAUCAUGGCUACUCUGUUUGUGGUCAUCACCUUUGUGCGCUACAAUGACACACCCAUUGUUAAGGCAUCGGGUCGAGAACUGAGCUACGUGCUGCUGACGGGUAUCUUUCUCUGCUAUGCUACGACAUUCCUCAUGAUCUCCACUCCUGAUGUGGUGAUAUGCUCCCUGCGGAGGAUUUUCCUGGGCUUGGGUAUGAGUAUAAGCUAUGCAGCGCUGCUGACCAAGACAAAUCGGAUCUACAGGAUUUUUGAGCAGGGCAAGAUGUCGGUCAGUGCCCCUCGAUUCAUCUCCCCGGCCUCACAGUUAGUCCUCACGUUCACCCUGAUAUCAGUGCAGCUCCUCGGAGUGUGUAUCUGGUUUGGCGUUGACCCAUCGCAAGCCAUCAUCGACUAUGAGGAUCAGCGUACAGCCAAUCCCCAAAUGUCCCGUGGCGUUCUGAAAUGUGAUAUAUCGGAUCUCUCCCUCAUCUGUUUGCUGGGCUAUAGCAUGCUGCUGAUGGUGACCUGCACAGUUUACGCCAUCAAGACCAGAGGGGUUCCCGAGACAUUCAACGAGGCCAAGCCCAUCGGCUUCACCAUGUACACCACCUGCAUUGUAUGGCUCGCCUUCAUCCCCAUCUUCUUUGGGACCUCACAAUCAGCAGAAAAGAUGUACAUCCAGACCACAACCCUGACCAUCUCUGUAAGCCUCAGUGCGUCGGUCUCUCUGGGGAUGCUCUACAUGCCCAAGGUCUACGUGGUUCUCUUCCAUCCGGAGCAGAACGUACCCAAGCGCAAGCGCAGCCUGAAGGCUGUGGUCACGGCAGCCACCAUGUCCAACAAGUUCAACCCCAAAGGAGGCCUGAGGCCCAACGGAGAGGCCAAGUCUGAACUCUGUGAAAGUCUUGAAACACAAGACUGUGUUGAGGGAGGGGAGCCUUGUGAGGGACUUUAGACUCUCAGUGUUGGCUUCCAAGCAGACAUACAUAAGCUACAGUAACCAUGCCAUCUAAGCCAGAGACGAACAGUAGAAGCGGAGCCAGGACCUGCCUGAGGAGAAAUCACCUGAUUCUGGGGAAUACUGGGGAAAUACUGGAGGACUUCCAAGCUGCAACAGCAGAGGAGGACUAGGGUGGAAAGAUGGGAAUUCGUCACUCCGUGAAUAGAAAGCAUGUCAUAUUUUUCUAGAGAAUCAGGUAAAGGCUUGAAUGCCAAAUUUAUGAGAAAUGAGAUUUGCAGGAGGGAGAUGGGAGAUGUAAGGGAGAUUGGACAGUUAAUUUUCCUCUUCCCACCCUUUCUGAGAUACGAGUGAGCGUUAGGCAGUGACGUUUCCUGGAGUCUACAGUAUGUUUUCCUUCUGAAGUGUAAAGCACAUAAUUUCAGCUCUCUCUGAGGCUGAAUCGUUUCAUUACAACAAAAACAGGAGGGAAAUGUGUUCUGUUUUUGCUCAAGUCAAAUGCAGUCAACAAGAUGAAACGGUAUAAAAAUAGUGAGUAUUUUUGGUUACUGGUAUUAUUGGGGUUGAAAGCUGCGGUACUCUUCAAACUGUACAUGCCUUACUACAGUACAUUCAGUAUUCCUACAUAAACUAACCAUAUCUAAAACACCUAAAAAUAAAGCAGUGGGUCAUCCCAGUUUUUAGUUUUUUUAUGUUUCAUAAUAAUGAUGAUGAUGAUGAUGAUGCUGCCAUCAUCUUGGCAAACCUAGUGUACAGUCCCAGAGCAUGCUUGUGGGAGCAUCACGUGUACUGUGCUGUGUUGUCAACGUCUUUGGAAUGCAACAUUUGUCAUGGUUGUCAUUCACAGUGGAGAUGUCAUUUUGGACCAUUACCCACUGGGUUACCCUCUGCUGAAUAAAGAGCAAUUUCAAACACAAAAAGGAGCACAUCUAAAAGCAAAUUACCGUGGAAUACCUUCAUAGUUUACACUAUACUCCAUAAAUGUCAGCCAGUAUUUAAAAGACAUGUUGAUGCAUAUUUUAAAACAUCCCUGAUUUAUUGGCCUUCAUUUAUCACGCGCUUGUUGAAGCUUUUGCAAAUUCAACCGGUUGGAUGAUUGCGAGAAAUCAUGUUUCCCUAACAUUAAAGGUACAAUUCUAGACCUAAUGACAACACACUUGAAUUUGGCAUUCCCUCAUAUAAAUUACACCAGCGGUUAAGUCAAUAUUAUCCUGUGUUUUCUGUAUUUGUCUAUUUCAGUGCUUAGAGAUAUAGAUUUUCAAAACAAAUAUUAAUUUUCAUAGCAGUUGAGCUAUAAAAUGACAGUAUAUUCUGUCCCUAAACACUUGAUUUGUGAAGGAAUAAAACUACACAUCAGUCUGUUGUCAUACCAGAUAGAGUAUAUUAUUUCUAAAGCUUACAAUAUGAUAGAUUACAGAUGACAGUAUCACAUGGGGACCUUCUAUGAUUUGUGAUAGAUGCACAGGUAAUCUUUGCUCCUUGUUUAGGAUUUUAUUCCUUUUCUGGGUCAUGCAUUUCGAGGCUACAGUGGAAAUGAUUAAUGAGAGUUUUAGUAGUAUUUUGGGUACAAAAUUAAGCUCCUGCAGCUACCCAGCAUGAAGACCCAUUUGGAGAAGGUGCAAGCUCAGUUCCAUCAAAGGGCAUAAAUGUUCAAAGAUAAUUAGGUGGAUGACAUGCAUAGGAUUUCCUAAGGAGUGUUUUACCUUUCAACAGACCCAAUACGAUCUAUUUUAGGGCUCUGUUUAAAUAUUCCCCACAAUCCUAGAUAAUAGUAUUUUGGUAAUUGUCAGAUUUCCACAUAUAAAUACAUUAAAUAGUCCUUUAAUUUAGCCAAAGCGGACUUAAGUGACAGUGUGGAUCCCACUGAGAAUCAACACUAAAAUCUACGACUCGAUGCAGCUUUUAGCAGCAUUCAUAUUUAAAUUUCUACAGUUGAUAAUUACUUCUCAUUCUGUCUAACACACAUUAAUUGAUUUUCAGAGUAACAUUGACAACCUUUCAUUUUUAGAUGAAAUGUGAGGAUGUACAGCUGCUUGAUAAAUAAAGGCCAGUGCCUUCAUUCUGUGCCUCAUACCCAUUAAACUACUCCUGCCAUUCUUUCCAUGGACCCUUCACGGUGUCGUUUGCGUUGCAUCCAUUACCUUUCAAGUGUAUUCUGUUCAAACAUGAGGAAGAGAGGACUCAAUGUACAAUUUAUAAUUAAGUGUGUAAACUCCAUUUCUGUCUCCAGUCUCUAAAGUAUUUGUCAUAAACAGUAACUCUGGAAUUUGUCUCAUUAAAUGUUAUCCUCAGCGAUGCAAAAAUAUGUAUGUUGCAUGUCAAAACUCAUAACAAGUCAUGUGAACAAUUUGAGAGCAAGGUGUAAUGUCCAGAAGGAAAACUACUGCAGAGGAUUAUAUAUAACUAAUACUUUGGUUUAAUCAAUGAUUCUCUCAGCUCUCAGCUUCAACAAAAGUCUGGGGUGUUGCCGCAAAUGUUGUUUUCUCAUCAGUUGAUAAAGUAUUGUUUGUGGGAUUGUUUGUGUUUGUGAAUAUGAUAAUUUACUGCUUUUUUGCCACAACCCCCCUUCCUCCCCUUUAUUUUUCUAAAAAACACUUUGUCUGUGUUACAAAAUAGAAUAUGUAAGUGCUGACUGAAAUUAAGUGGCAAGUUAAUGUACGUUAUUAAAAUGGAUUGAUCAUGUCUGCUUUAUGUACUGAAUUAUUUAAAAAAAAAAAGAAAGAAAAAAAAGAUAAAAAAGAAUUACAGUGCCUGGAUAUUUAUGAAUUAUCUAUAGAAAAAAAAUACAAAUGUGUAGAGCAUGUUCAUUUUUAUACAAGAUAUUUCUAAUAAAAGACUGUUUUGCUAAGAC